UGAAUGUUUUUCGAUAUUUUUUUUCAGUUCUUUUGUACAACUAGAAACUGGCGGAAGGUUACAAAUUACAAUGCACUUCAUAUUGUCUAUUUUGUUCAUUUCUUUUAUGCUAAAUGCUGAAUGCACCCAACCACCAUCUGAUGACCAAGUUUUCAAACAAGGAUUCGAAAAAGCAAAAAAAUCGUAUAAAGUUGCUGAGGGCAAUGGCCUUACAGAGGAAAAUUUGGCGCAUUUCGUGACUCCUUUGCAUUCACAAAAAGUACACGAUUUUUUCAAUAACAACAACUUUACAAAACAACAACGAGAUAACAUACAACUUCCAUUGUUUGAGACAAUCAUAACAAAUUUAGAUUUGGUGGAACCAUUAAGAGAGACACUCGAAAUAUUACGGAAUAAAUAAUGAGUUUACAAGAAGAAUUCAAUGCUAAUGUUAAGAUCAUAUUGUUUUUGAAAAUGUAAGCGUUUGAGUAAUUAUUUAAAUGUUUCAUUAUGUUGUAUACUAUAGUUAAAACAAAUUAUGAC
Adelges cooleyi (spruce gall adelgid) is the source of this 522-nucleotide messenger RNA. RefSeq lists its product as uncharacterized. NCBI's taxonomy places the organism in Eukaryota, Metazoa, Arthropoda, Insecta, Hemiptera, Adelgidae. Bases 71 to 400 code for a protein of 109 amino acids. The record is from RefSeq and is a predicted model, not a curated record. The transcript has 3 exons.